ACUGCGACCCCGCCCGAGAGAGUUAUCGGAAGGGGCAAGCGCGCUGCACUGCAUCCGAGAUGGCGGAGCAGCGGUAGCGACAGUGGACGGCCGGCCGCACUAUCUGGAGCGUGCUCGACCGCGUCUCCAAGGAGAGAAGAUUAGGCGCUCCGUAAACGGGGGGACCCUCAACGUGUUCGGGGAGGCGCUUGCUGCUGAGAAACCGGUCGUACAACAUUAAUAGCCUCGACCAUGGACUCCGACGGUGUGGUACGCGAGCCUGGAUACCGGCCAGGAAGGACUGGUUUGAACGGCGCCGAGUUUCACUUCGACGUGGACCGCGUGGACAUGGAAGAGGAGCGGCCUCCCAUGUGGGGGUGGAGGAAGAUCCUGGCGGUGAGCGUCCUGGCUGUGCUACUGCUGGUGUCCACCUUUCUCGGGGGCUACUUCCACGGGCUGCACUCGGCCAGGGGCAACCGGGAUGCGGCGGCUAACAUUUCCCAGGAGCUGUUUGACUCCGGAUGGCAGCGACUGCCGUGCAUAGGAGAAGACGAGACCUGUCCAGAAGGGUUCGGCGAGGCACCGCUGGUGCUCAUCUCCCUGGAUGGCUUUCGGGCCGACUACCUGGACCGGGGCCGCAACCCUUCUUUGGAGCGGCUAGGCCAGUGCGGCGUGCGGGCUCCCUUCAUGCGGCCCGUCUUCCCCACCAAGACGUUCCCUAACCAUUUCACCAUCGUAACGGGCCUGUGGCCGGAGUCCCAUGGCAUCGUGGACAACAAGAUGUACGACCCGGAAUUCAAGACACUCUUCUCGCUGGGCAACAAGGAGGCGGGCAAAUCCCGUUGGUGGCAGGCGGAACCGAUUUGGGUGACCACGGAGAAGCAGGGCAAGCGAGCCGCCACCUUCUUUUGGCCGGGCUCGGACGUGGACAUUGGCGGCACACGGCCCAGUCACUUUUUCAAGUACAACGAGAAGAUGCCGUGGCAGAGUCGGGUGGAGGUGUUGCUGGCGUGGCUGGACCUCCCCGCUGAGCGGCGUCCGGCGUUCCUCAGCCUGUACGUGAACGAACCCGACAGCGCCGGUCACGACCACGGCCCUCACUCGGACGAAGUGGACGAGGCCCUGGAUCUGCUGGAAAUCAUGCUCGACCGACUUCUGGCGGGACUCCAGGAGCGCCGUCUACUGGGAUGCGUCAACUUGCUCAUCGUCUCCGAUCACGGUAUGGCGAGCACCAGUUGCGACCAAGUGAUCGCCCUGGAAAAGUUCGCUGACCUGGCCGGCUUCUACUCGCUGGUGGGUCCGACGGCACGGCUCCGGCCCAAGACACCCGGCCCCGAGGCAGUGGCCCAGCUGGUGGACACGCUUCGCUGCCAGAACAGCCACCUUCUCGUCUACGCCAAGGAGCGACUGCCCAAGCGCUACCACUAUUCCUCCCACCGGCGCAUUGAGCCCGUCGUGUUGGACAUGGACUCCGGCUACCUGGUACUCAACAAGGCGGCUGACAAGACGGCCGCCUCUUGCGAGGGAGGUUCGCACGGAUACGACAACCUCGCUCCCGGGAUGCAGUCCAUCUUCGUUGCCCACGGACCGGCCUUCAAGCAGAACGUGACGGCCAGACCUUUCCGCAACAUCGAGCUGUACGAGCUAAUGGCCGAGCUCAUGUCCAUCGAGCCCCGUCCCAACAACGGCACACGAGGAUCCCUGCACUACCUGCUCCGGAGACCGGCUCCCUUACCUGAACCGCCGAAGCUGAGGACACCGGCGACUUGCGUGCCGCCGCCUGACACUCCCGCGGACGAAGACGACGGCUGCAUGUGCAAAGGCGACCCCGUCCUCUCGGCAGGUCCCGAGGCCCUUGCUCUGCACACGCCCUGGGGAGCCCCGUCCAGCCCCGAUGGCGACGAGGCAGACGAUGGUCCGCCGUGCCUGCUGGUCAACCACGACUACGUGACGGCAUUCGACAAGGCCCUGCGACUGCCUCUGUGGACAUCGUUCACGCUAAGUGGGAGGCACGACCGAUAUAUCGCCAACGCUUGCUGGGAGCGUGACGCCAGACUGGGCGGAGCAGACCUCAGCUGCCGCGAGUACGAUUCCCUGGCCAACCAAUCACUCAUCAAGGAGCCCUUGUUUCCUGCCGAGUUUGCGUCGUCCCGCUCCCACCAGUCGGCGGUGUGGCUGCACUCGAACGCGCUGCCCUUCUUCUCCAACCACUCGGCCGGGGUUCGGCGGGAACUGCUCCACCUGGUGCGGCUCUGGGAGGCCCAGUACGGAUCGCUGCACCUGGUCAUGGGGCCGGCCUUCGACCUGGACGGGAACGGUCUCAGGCCCGCACUCCACAAACUCAGGGCGUCGUCCUCCCAGCAGCCUCUCGUGGCCACGCAUAUCUUCUGCUUGGCCACCCGCUGCGUCGCACCGGGAGUCCCCGUGCACGAGUGUCCGGGCCCCCAGCUCGACGUGUCCGCGUUCUUGCUGCCGCACCUGCCGAGGCCCGAGAACUGCCAGCCCUGGGCCCAGUACCUGGUUCAGCACUCGGCCACGGUUUCAGACCUGGAGCUGCUCACGGGGCUCCGCUUCUUUGCAAGGCUACCAGUCUACGAGGCUAUCCGAAUGCGCACACAUAUACCGCAAGGACUCUGGCCUGCUGCCUGAAUCAUUCACCAUCAGCUACUGUUUGAUUAGAAGUCCCACAUAUCAGCGAUUCGUCAGCUGAAAAGUCAGAACGAGGACAGGGCGCGUUUAAAGGUAGCGAUCAAUACGAAAACUAUUCUCUUCUGUUUGUACGCUUUGCAGUGAAGUCAGGAGUUCCAAAGGGCGUUUAGUUUGUGCAUUUGUUUCCAAGAUAUAUUUGGUAUUGGGUUUGGGACGUUUAUGGCACUGUUGAGUUUUAGACACACAGAAAGGUAAAUCACAGUAAUAUAGUGAAUUAAUUAGCAAGUCCAUUUUCAUAACGAGUUGCAUUUAUAUUGCAGCUAGGUUACUUGGAAGAGUGAAGGAGUGAAUGAACAACUGUUGUUGCACACCAAGAGAAAGCUUAGACGCCACAAGUUCCUAUUUUACAUCUGCCGGUUUUGAUUUGAGCAGGAGAUAUGCCAGUGUUGAUAACGACCCAAGAGCUUUUGCUUGAAACAAUUGUAUGGUUAAAAGAGUUUGAAGCUUGUUAAUGGGAAACCUGCUUUGUAUAGGUCUUCAGGUCAUGAGCAUGCUUUCUAGAUCCUGCAAACUAUUGGUUUUGUUCUUAUUUUAGUUAUUUCAUAUAUUGCAGGCUUCGCUAGCACCCGGGCAGGUGUGCACAUAACACAAAUGAAACGACAUGGCAAAAGGUUGCGCACAUUCAAUACAAAAGUUCAGCAAUAAUAAAUAUAAGAAAAUUAAUUCAAACGGGUAAGUCUGUAAACUCAUUAAACUUUGACAAAAACGACGAUGGCGAUGAGCUGUCAUCAAUUUUUCUCGGCGGGCAAAUCUCUUUUGUGAUGAUUCUUGGAGAAGAGUAUCUAAAAUAUUAUUUUUAAUGCGGUGAUGUUUGUUUAAUCGCUCCACCGUGAUUAAACCGAGCAGUCUGACGUAAAACAGGGAGUGCGAAGAGUCAAUCUUUAAAUGUCCGUAAUAAAAUAAGUAAAAAAAAAAAAAAACUCGCGUAACAGAUGUUUCAGCAUGAUGUUAGUGAGUACAGUUCAAAUGAAUUUUUCAUCUGUAGCGGGCUGUCUAUCCAGCUGCAUCUGUUACAAAUAAAUCUUGCGGCUAGUCAUUGCA
Molecule: messenger RNA, 3729 nt
Organism: Ixodes scapularis (black-legged tick)
Lineage: Eukaryota; Metazoa; Arthropoda; Arachnida; Ixodida; Ixodidae
Product: venom phosphodiesterase 2
Exons: 16
Coding region: 232-2628 (798 amino acids)
Molecular function (GO): metal ion binding; hydrolase activity; nucleic acid binding
Source: RefSeq, a predicted model, not a curated record